Ceratitis capitata (Mediterranean fruit fly) is the source of this 1122-nucleotide messenger RNA. RefSeq lists its product as uncharacterized. Gene Ontology annotation, molecular function: DNA binding. The transcript has 6 exons. Lineage: Eukaryota; Metazoa; Arthropoda; Insecta; Diptera; Tephritidae. The coding region runs from base 86 to 1027 and encodes 313 amino acids. The record is from RefSeq and is a predicted model, not a curated record.
UGUAGUUUGUAUGAGUUCAGGGAUGUAUGUUUUAAUAUUUAUUUACAUUUAUCAAGUUUUUGUUGUGUCUCCCUGGUAGCGAAAUAUGGAAAUUGCAGAAGAGGUAAAAUAUAUUCCGCAUAAGCUAAAAGCUAAUGAUAAAAGUUCGGUGUGGUAUUACUUUUUGGUUCCUGCUAGUGGGGGUCCGACAGCGCAGUGCAAAAAGUGUAAUAAAGUUUUAAAGACCUGUUUCGGAUCCACUAAAGGACUUUUAACUCAUUUAAAGUACCAUAAAAUAGAAUUGGAGAGAAAGCCUAACAAACCAGCAGUUAAGAUGCCAGCAAAAAGGAGUCUUAUAUGGAAUCAUUUCGAGAAUAAAGACACAAAUAAUGCUACUUGCAAGCAUUGCUGGACCCAAAUAAAUUUCAACGGCAGCUCGAUAGGUAAUUUAAGGCGCCAUUUGAAACUGCAGCAUCCAUUAAUUCCUAUGCAUGACAAAACUUCAAAUAGGAAUGACGAUGAUGGAAGCACACUAGAUGAAGAACUAAUAGAUCGAGAAGAGAACCCAACACAAAGCGAACAGGAGCUGGAAGUGGGGCAAUCAGAAGUAACUAAAGUACCUACACUUAAGCCAAAAUAUGAGAUAAUUAACGGAAAAGUAGCUUCGGCCAGUCCAACGCGAAGUAUUAAUUCAUCAACAGAAUUCGAUUGCGACAUAAGCAAUUUGUACGAAAAACAAAUUGAGUUUGUAGAUGGCUAUUUAGUGAAGGAUCCUUUCAUUAACGAAGACAUUCAGCACGAUGAACCAAGGCCCCCGAAAGUCAGUAGACAAGAAAAUUCAUUUCAAAGAAACCAACAUUUGCAUGAUCUAAAGACCCGCGUCGAAAUACAGUUCAUGCGCGCCAAAACUGCCUAUUUUAAAAAACACACAGAGAAUCUUGACAUUGAACGCACCGUGCUGUUACUGAAAGCUAAAAAGCUCGAAUUGGAAGUAGAAAAAUUGCGUAAUGAGACUGCUCGUAGAGUAACAUCUACUGAACAAAUUUAAGUCAAAUAAUUUAGUUUAAGAAUAAUUAUAUACUAAGUGGUUAGUGUUAAAUAAAUAAUAAAUAACUAAUAUACUAAUAACAAAGUCUACCAGAA